Molecule: messenger RNA, 480 nt
Organism: Moneuplotes crassus
Lineage: Eukaryota; Ciliophora; Spirotrichea; Euplotida; Euplotidae
Source: the annotation of a GenBank genome assembly
AUGUUUGGAAAUAGAGUUUCAAGACAAUUAUUUUACCACAACAGAAGAUUCUUCUCUGUCACCCAGAAGUUGGCUAAGGCAGAAUUGACUGUGCGUACUCCCUAUAGAACAAUUUUCGAAAAUUUUGCAGAGUAUACCAGAAUUUAUGUAUGGACUAUUGACGGUCUCUUGGCUAUUGGCAACAGAUCUAAUCCAAGAGUUUACCUUCUUCCUCCAGGUGAGAUGGAAGUCACUGGUAUGGACAAGGGAGAAGGCAACAAUUUCACAGGUAAUGAUGGAAAACUCAUCCAUUCCGGUGGAUGGCUCUUUGUCCACGAAAACAACUCUAUUGAAGUCAAUUUCGUAGAUGCAAGUGAGAAGGAAGACUUUGACUUUGAUAAACUUACUCUUCCAGAUGGACUUGAAUCAGACUCAGCUGCAGGAAAGGUAGCCGCACAAUUGCAAGAGAAAACAUUUAAGAGAAUUAUGAGAGUCAGAUAA